GUGUGUAUGAUUGUAAAAUAUAUCAAAUACUGAUAUUGUCUCUUCCCUUUUCCUUUCUAACACCCUACAUAUCUUUGUCUCCUAUUCAUUCAUCCUCUCAUCGCUGCCGCUGGAAAGCGUGUGAUCUGGUGAACCGAGGCCAUGGAAAUCGAAAACCAGGCCAACCCAACUCACAAAAUCUGCCUCACAUGUUGUUCUUGGUCUUGGAUGAAGUUCACAUUCUUGGCUGUGCUGUAUUGCUUGAUACUGUCACCUGCAGCGGCGUAUGAUCCGUUGGAUCCAACCGGAAAUAUAACGAUCAGAUGGGAUGUUAUGUCUUGGACAACAGAUGGUUAUGUUGCUGCAGUGACCAUGAACAACUUUCAAAUGUACCGGCAAAUCCCAAGCCCUGGCUGGACUCUCGGGUGGUCAUGGGCGAAAAAGGAAGUGAUCUGGACAAUGGUGGGAGCUCAAACCACAGAGCAAGGAGACUGUUCAAAAUUCAAAGCAACCAUCCCACAUUGCUGCAAGAAAACUCCAACGGUUGUAGACUUGCUUCCCGGAGUUCCCUACAACCAGCAGUUCGCUAAUUGCUGCAAAGGUGGCGUCCUAGCGUCUUGGGGACAGGAUCCCUCAGCAGCAGUCGCUGGCUUCCAGGUGAGUGUCGGGCAAGCCGGCACUUCAAACAAGACGGUGAAACUGCCCAAAAACUUCACCUUGCUUGGUCCCGGACCGGGGUACACUUGUGGCCCUGCAAAGGUCGUGCCGUCCACAGUCUUCCUCACGGCGGAUCGCCGGCGAAAGACUCAAGCACUUAUGACAUGGAAUGUGACGUGCACGUAUUCGCAGUUUCUAGCGUCCAAGAAUCCAAGCUGCUGCGUUUCCUUUUCGUCUUUCUACAACGAAACCAUUGUUCCUUGCCCGUCUUGCGCUUGCGGGUGUCACAACAUAAAAAAUUGUGUCAAGAGUGACUCAAACUUGGCACACAAGGCAGGAAUAAACACACCGAAAAAGGAUAAUUCGCCGUUGCUUCAGUGCACGCAUCAUAUGUGCCCUAUCCGAGUACACUGGCACGUCAAGCAAAACUAUAAGGACUACUGGCGGGUCAAGAUGGCCGUCACCAAUUUCAACUACCGGAUGAACUACACAGAUUGGACGCUCGUUGUACAGCAUCCUAAUCUCAACAACGUCACUCAAGUCUUUAGCUUUGGUUACAAGCCCCUCGUCCCCUACCAAUCCGUCAAUGACACUGGUAUGUUCUAUGGCAUGAAGUUUUACAAUGACCUACUAAUGGAAGCUGGGCCAUCAGGAAAUAUUCAGUCUGAGGUGCUUAUGCAGAAGGACCAGAAUACCUUCACGUUCAGGCAAGGAUGGGCGUUUCCUCGAAAGGUUUACUUCAAUGGCGAUGAAUGCAUGCUGCCCCCACCGGAUGAAUACCCGUCUCUACCUAACUCCGGCCAUGUACACUCUAUUUCAAUCUUACAAAAGGCAGCCUCCGUGCUUCUGAUAAUGUUUUCUUUAUGUUUUUCACUUUCCUGAUAAAUUUUUGAAGGUCAGAGCGACAGAUGUGGUCCUGUGCGCGAUAAUUCGGUAUAGAUUGUACACUCUAUCUGAAUCAGUAUAAUCUCACACAAUUUUUCCA
Messenger RNA from Pyrus x bretschneideri (Chinese white pear), 1621 nucleotides. Its product is annotated as COBRA-like protein 4. Lineage: Eukaryota; Viridiplantae; Streptophyta; Magnoliopsida; Rosales; Rosaceae. Gene Ontology annotation, cellular component: plasma membrane. The record is from RefSeq and is a predicted model, not a curated record. Gene Ontology annotation, biological process: plant-type cell wall cellulose biosynthetic process; cellulose microfibril organization.